CUGAUUGAAAAAUACAAGAUAACAGUGAUUUUCCUAAGCACGAGCAUGAUUAAUCGAUUUCUUAAGGCGGGCUAUGUAAAGAAGUUUUCAUUAUCAUCUUUGAAAGUCAUACAUUGUGCCGGUGCAAUAAUCAAGCCAAAAACACAAAAAGAAAUGAGACGUAUUUUACCGCAUGUUCAAAUGUUACAAACUUACGGAAUGACAGAAAUCGGAGUUGGGACAAUACAGCUUUCGCAUCAUAAAGAUGGGUCUUGUGGAACGGUAGUUGAAAAUUUGCAAAUGAAGGUCGUAGAUCCAGAAAACGGGAAAAUCCUUGGACCGAAUAAACCAGGAGAAUUGUGGAUAAAGACGGCUUACAUGAUGAAUGGCUACUACAGAAACCCUGAAGCGACAAAAAAUACUAUUGACGAGGAAGGAUGGCUGCAUUCGGGUGACAUCGGUUAUUUCGAUGAAGACGGGGAACUUUUCGUUAUCGAUAGGAUAAAAGAGCUUAUAAAGUACAGAGGAUAUCACAUCUCACCUGGGGAAAUUGAAGGUGUCUUAUCGUCACAUCCAGCUGUAUUAGAAGUUGCAGUAAUAGGAGUGCUUCAUGCAACAGAUAAUGAACAUCCUCUUGCUUAUGUUACUAAAAGACCCGGUGCAAAGUUGGACGCAUGCACUGAACAAGUGGUUACGUACGCGGAGUUACAAGACAAAGUUGUAAGAUGCGCGUUGUGGCUACAAGAACAAGGAAUUAAAUCCGGCGAUGUUGUCAGUGUGUGCACAAAAAAUCAUCUCAAUUCCAUCGUGCCUUGCUUGGCGGCAAUUUAUGUCAACGCGAUCUUUAAUCCGUGGGACGAGAACAUGGAUUUGCAAACCGCGCUGCAUUUUAGGAAGCUGACUACUCCGAAAAUAAUCUUCUGCAGCGAGCGACCCGUGAACGUCAUCUCGAGCGCAAUAAAAGAGAGUAACUGCAAUUCUACGAUUGUGAUUUUCGGCGAUCAUCCUGGGAUGAUCUCAUUUUCCGACAUUUUGAACAUGUACAGCGAUGCGGAAGUAGCAAAUUUUCAAUAUGUCGAGGUCGAUGACAUCAAGCAAACGGCGUACAUCGUGCACUCGUCAGGCACCACGGGGAUGCCAAAGGGCGUUGAAAUAUCCUAUUACAGUCUAUUACUCCUCAGCGAGGAUAACAACAUAAAUAUGACCAAUGUGGUGUCAAUGUGGUUCUCAUCAUUAUUCUGGUUUAGCGGGAUAAUGAUGAAUCUAAAAUCGAUCGUGCAGGGCGCCAAAGUGAUUCUAUAUCCGGAAUUUGAUGAAGAGAUGACAUAUCGACUGAUUGAGAAAUACAAGAUAACAAUGAUUGUCCUAAGCACGAGCAUGAUUAACCGAUUUUUUAAGGCGGGCUAUGUAAAGAAGUAUUCAUUAUCAUCUUUGAAAGUCAUACAUUGUGGCGGUGCAAUAAUCAAGCCAAAAACACAAAAAGAAAUGAGACGUAUUUUACCGCAUGUUCAAAUGUUACAAACUUACGGAAUGACAGAAAUCGCUGGAGUUGGGACAAUGCAGCUUUUGCAUCACAAAGAUGGGUCUUGCGGAACGGUAGUUGAAAAUGUGCAAAUGAAGACCGUAGACCCAGAAAACGGGAAAGUCCUUGGACCGAAUAAACCAGGAGAAUUAUGGAUAAAGACGGCUUACAUGAUGAAUGGCUACUACAGGAACCCUGAAGCGACAAAAAAUACUAUUGACGAAAAAGCAAUAAUGUUAUAGUUGGAUGCAUGCACUGAACAAGUAGUUACGUAUACGGAGUUACAAGAUAAAAUCCUAAGAUGUGCGUUGUGGCUACAAGAACAAGGAAUUAAACUCAACGACGUUGUCAGUGUGUGCACAAAUAAUCAUUUCAAUUCCAUCGUACCCUGCUUGGCAGCAAUUUAUAUCAACGCAAUCUUUAAUCCGUGGAACGAGAACAUGGAUUUGCAAAACACGCUGCAUGUUAUGAAGCUGACUACUCCGAAAGUAAUAUUCUGCACCGAGAAAUCCGCAAACGUUAUCUUGAGCGCGGUAAAAAUGAGCAACAGCAAUACCACUGUUGUGAUUUACGGCGAUCACUUCGAUGCAAUCUCGUUUUCCGACAUUUUGAGCAUGUACAGUGAUGCGAAAGUGGCGACUUUCCAGUAUAUCGAGUGCAAUGACAUGAAAAAAACAAUGUGUAUCAUGCACUCGUCAGGCACCACGGGAAUGCCAAAGGCCGUUGAAUUAUCUAAUUACUGUCUGUUGUAUAUGAGUGAGAAUAAAAAUAUAGAUUUUACCAAUGCAGUGUCGAUUUGGUUUUCAUCACUUUAUUGGAUAACCGGGAUAAUAAUGAAUUUGAUGGCGAUCGCGCAAGGUGCCAAAAUAAUUCUUUAUCCGGAAUUCGACGAAGAAAUGAUAUGCCUAUUAAUCGAAAAAUACAAGAUAACUGUGACUUUUCUAAGCACGAGUAUGGUCAACCGGAUUCUUAAAGCGGGUUAUAUAAAGGAAUUUUCAUUAUCAUCUUUAAAAGUCAUACUCUUCAGUGGUGCACUAAUUAAUGUGAAAGUACAGGAAGAAAUAAAAUGUAUCUUACCACAUGUCCAAUUAUUACAAAUUUUUGGGAUGACAGAACUCGGUGGAUUCGGGACAAUGCAGAGCUCAAAUCAUAAGAAUGGAUCUUGCGGAACAGUACUCCAGAAUGUACAAAUAAAAAUUGUGGACCCAAUAAGCGAAAAGGUUCUUGGCCCAAAUCAGUUGGGAGAAUUGUGGAUAAAGACGGCGUUCAUGAUGAAUGGCUAUUACAGAAAUCUUGAAGCAACAAAAAAUACUGUUGAUGAACAAGGGUGGCUGCAUUCGGGUGACAUUGGUUAUAUUGAUAAAGAUGGAGAACUCUUUGUUAUGGACAGAAUAAAGGAUCUUAUAAAAUACAGAGGAUACCAAAUCUCACCUGGAGAAAUCGAGAGUGUCUUAUUAUCGCAUCCAGCAGUGUUUGAAGUUGCAGUAACAGCAAUUCCUCAUACAACAGAUGAUGAACAUCCUAUUGCUUAUGUCACCAAGAUGCCGGGAGCCGAGGUGAUGGAACAAGAAUUAAUAGACUUGGUAGCAAAUAACAUGAUGGAUCAAUGCAGGCUUCGUGGUGGAGUGAUAUUUCUGAAUGCUUUACCACAUACAAUUUCAGGAAAAAUUGCGAAGAAAGAAUUAAAAGCUAUGGCUAAGAAACUAGCUGUAGAGUAAAAAGAAAAGACUAAUUAUAUUUUUUAUAUUUAUUAUCAUAAAAUUACAUAAUUAUAAUUUAAUCUUUUCCAUGUAACCGGGCAUUUAUAAAAUUUAUACAUACAUAUAUCGUUAGAAAACUUUUCCAAAUUAUAGAUAAAUAGAAAUGGAUUAAAUACAUAUAUUUAAAGACAAUAAGAAAUGGAAUAUAUAUGUGUAUACAACA
Formica exsecta is the source of this 3424-nucleotide messenger RNA. RefSeq names its product gramicidin S synthase 2-like. The transcript has 14 exons. Gene Ontology annotation, molecular function: long-chain fatty acid-CoA ligase activity. Gene Ontology annotation, biological process: fatty-acyl-CoA biosynthetic process; long-chain fatty acid metabolic process. The record is from RefSeq and is a predicted model, not a curated record. Lineage: Eukaryota; Metazoa; Arthropoda; Insecta; Hymenoptera; Formicidae.